Molecule: messenger RNA, 2784 nt
Organism: Lates calcarifer (barramundi perch)
Lineage: Eukaryota; Metazoa; Chordata; Actinopteri; Centropomidae
Gene: prune2
Product: prune homolog 2 with BCH domain
Exons: 11
Coding region: 777-1751 (324 amino acids)
Biological process (GO): apoptotic process
Cellular component (GO): cytoplasm
Source: RefSeq, a predicted model, not a curated record
AGGCAUUCAGCGAGGUUAGACCUGCAGGGAGAACAAUGCCCGUGUUUCCACACGGAAGCAGAGACUGUCUAGGUACUAUUGAUUUUAUCUGCUUUGUGGUUACAGUUUGCUUGUUUAAGGGUUGAAAAGUUCAGUGCUAAUGCAGCAUAUAAAGGGACACAUUUGAAGUUGCUUUAUAAGCAGUCGAAGGGUAAGCAUCAGAUAUUUGCUUUGGAUCGGUUACUAUUUUCUUGCCAGCAUGUUGUAAAGUGUGUGAAUAUUAUCAGCACAUGAAGCUAGCAAUGUUCUGAUUGUUAUUGCUCUUUUUUUUUUUUUUUUUUUUUUUUUUUUUUAACCCCGAGGGUUAAUAAAAAAAAUCCUGUAGCUGCAGCAGCCAGGCUCACAAAUCUACUGUCAGGCAUUAAACAGCAGUCCCACACUCCUCGCGGGUUGUAAUAACACAGCGGCGCCUACACAUACACACAGAGUUUAUCCCCUCCAGUCAAGGAAAAUAAUGACACACGAGCACACCCUCCUAUAUCCCCAUUCAGUAGCUCUGCCUGAGGAAGCUGCUGUGCAGAGAAGGCUGUUGUAAGCAGGUGAUCGCCCUUAUUUGGUAGUGGCCCAGAUCAUGUGACCACAAAAUGGUGGAAGCUGUGAGGUGUUUGUAAGCUGAGCAUCUCCACCGAAGAGGCUGGGAACAGGAAAUAGGCAGGGGGAAAACUUGGAAGCACAUCCAUGCUCUGAGACCCAGGGAGGACACACAUUCCUGAGCCCCGGCAGCGGUCCUCCUGGGGAUGGACCUGGCAUCAGAGAGUAAAAUGAACUCUGAGGGGGGCGAAGGCAGACCAGUCCCUCCUACCUCUCUUCCCCUACAAGGAGGUGCCACCCAGAGAAAAAAGCUAUCUGCCCCCCGUAUCAGCCUGUCACUGGACCAGAGCGAGGAUGAUUUGGGGGAGACGCCAGAUGACCUUGACAUUAAUGUUGAUGAUCUUGACACUCCAGAUGAGGGGGACUACCUCGACUACACGGACCACGAAAUGGACUGGGAAGACCCGAAUGCAGCCAGCAGGAGCGGGACAAGUGAGCCUUAUGAUCCAAUCCCGACAUACAGCGCUGAGGAGGAGCGCCAGGAUGGCAAGCUAUGGAGGACGGUCAUCAUUGGGGAGCAGGAGCAUCGCAUCAACAUGAAGAUCAUUGAGCCCUACAUGAGAGUCAUUUCCCAUGGAGGCUACUAUGGCAACGGAGUGAAUGCCAUCAUAGUGUUUGCUGCCUGUUUCCUGCCAGACAGUGACAGAGAGGACUACCAUGAAAUAAUGGAGAACCUCUUCCUCUAUGUGAUCAGCACACUGGAGCUGAUGGUGGCAGAGGACUACAUGAUCGUGUACCUGAAUGGAGCCACGCCCCACAGAAGAAUGCCUGGUCUUGGCUGGCUGAAGAAAUGCUAUCAGAUGAUUGAUAGAAGGCUCAGGAAGAAUUUGAAAUCCUUCAUUAUCCUUCAUCCAUCAUGGUUUAUCAGGACCAUUCUAGCCAUUACCAAGCCCUUCAUCAGCGCCAAGUUCAGCAGUAAGAUAAAGUAUGUGAACAGCUUGGAUGAGCUGCAGAAACUCAUCCCCAUGGAAUACAUCCAGAUCCCAGAGUGCAUCAUUAGACUUGACAAGGAACUGAAGGAAGCAGCGGAGAACUCAAAAGUGAACAGUUUUCUGCAGGGACCCGAGCCAACAGCGGCAGGCAGAACAGAACCAGAUGUAGCGGGUGCCAGCAGCUCUUAAACCCAAACAUCCUAAAUGGAUACGUCACCUCAAUGUUCAGAAGUCACUGUUGUAUUGUAUGGCUGAAGCUGGAAAAGCAUAGGCAAAGGCUUGUUAAGCUAGUGUGUGUGCGUGUGUGUCAGUGUUUGUCAAUUAGACCUUGGGAGUUUAAUAUGAAAACACAACUUACAAUAGUCGACACUCAGAUCUCAUUCUUUAUGGCUGCUGUAGUAUCUACUGUACCUUACACCUGCAAUCCAGAAGAACUAGAUAGUCAAGUGUGAUGCUUGGCAGCACCUACAGAGUAGCAUCAACGUUCACGGGUAGCGUAGGAAAUUCAAUUACACACCAGACGGUGCACUGUGCAAAACCAUUUUGUAGAGUCUAUAGUGUUGUAGUUGUGUGUGCAUGAGAAGCAGUGAAGCAAUAACAGCACCCUUUACUGGUUACACAGUCUCAGUAUUUCAGAGAAAGAGCCAACUUGUGCGUCAGCAAUCUACAAUAAAAGCACAAGGUGAGGCCAAAAAAACCUUGUGCCAUAAACAAUGACCAACUUUUGCAUUUCAGCAAUCCAAACCUCCAAACCUCUUUUGUUCUAAAACUGGGAAAAUAGAUAUUUUAUCUUUAUAGAGUCAAACCAAGGAGGAAGGAAGUUAAAUAUAACAUCAAGUUGUCAGUGCAAUGUGAGAGCACGUCCUUUUAGCCAUGUUCUGGAAAUGUGUGUGCGCGUGCGUGAUUAUAGUCCGUCUGUCAUACAAAAAAAAAAUGGGAAUCAUCUCUUCAGCUUCUCUUGGAUCGACAGGAAAAAACACCUCAUACAAAAAUAACGAAAGGGAUCUCUAUAAAGCACAAUAUCUUCUUUGUGUGUGUGUGUGUGUGUGUGUGUGUGUGUGUGUAUUCACAGGCAUGUGUGUGCAUCAGUGCAUGCCCCCUCCCCCAUAGAUAACUGAUGGUCCUCUUAUCCAUUAGUCUUCUGCUAUGGUGUACUGAGGAUGUGCAAAGAAGUUAUGGAUCACUGUCUUAGUAAUUCAAUAAAAACAGACUUAAGUCUGAA